AUAUAAUUGCGACACGUAUACAUUACCUACCACCCGUUUAAUAAUACGGGCGGCGAAAAAGGCAUUGUAAUGGCAUUUUUAUGCCUGUGCGAACCGUCUUAAGGCGUUACACACAUAAGAAACCCCACGUACACAUCUAUAUGUACAUCAUCGAUUGGUCAGGGGCGGCGUGGCUUACCGUCCGACCAUUAACCCAGUUGUGUACCGCGACUGGCGCGGCCGGCACGCCACGCGACGCCGGCCGCCACUCCGACACCAUGCAACUACCUGAGCCACCGCCUCCACCUCUCGCUCCGCUUUGGGACCGUGUAAUCAGAGCCCAGGCUCUGCCACCCGAUCUUGAUGUUCAACUCCUCUAUAUAGCAAUCAGAGAUCGCCUUGUACAUUCCGAGUGGGAAGUCCGGCUACAUGCGCUGAGAGUACUUGCAGAUUUAUUACCGCUCUCCGGUAACGCUCUAUCCUUCCCUUUCGAUCAAGUUGUGGAUAACUUGGGACACAACUCGCCUAAUGUUCGCAAAGCGGCGUUGGACGCUUUGAAAGUUUUCUGUAAGUACUGCGAAGAUCCGGACUGCGCAGCACGUGCGAUACUAGACAAGUGUUCGUAUCAUAACAUUCGACCACACUCUGCAAACAUUGACACGAAAGUGAACGUUAUCACUGGACUCAUAUUAUCCAUGCCUUCUGUGUUGUGCAUAUUGAAGCGGAGGAAUACAUCUUUGGAUAUUUUUCCAUUCUUUGAUUUGCUAGGGGAUAAACUUUUCGAUUCUGCACAUAGAGAUGUUGCACAAAGAUCGCUGCUAAAAUUCAGAAGAGUUUGUGGAACAAGAGAUUAUGUGACAUUUCUAUCACGACUGGAUCCUAAAGUACAAGAGAAGUUCCGGCUUCUAUGCGAAACUUAUGACGAAGACUCUAUGGAUGUUUACUAUGCUCCUCGUAAAAAUAGUUACGACGAGAACAACCAGCAGCUGGUCAAAAUAAAUCAUACUUUCAGCAGCCCACGAUCUACGCCUAUGCGAAUAUCUACCGAUAGUUCCUCAGACGAAUCUUUCCGACACAAACCUUAUUAUAAUUUUGGGAGAGUUAUUAUAGAGACUGAAAUAAAAUUUGAUUCUGAUACAGCCAUCACAAUGACUGUUUUGGAAGAAAAUGAAACUGAAUCUGAGAGGAAUACGGCGAGUGAAGAAGAUUGUGAUAGCUCUGAUAGAAAUAUGUUAAAGUAUAGUGAUGGUGAUUCCGAAGACACAGAUGUGGUAGUUAAAAAGGUGCGCUUUGGUGGUGAAAGCAUAAAAAUACGGACACCGGACAGUGAGAAUCAAAUAACAAGUGAAGAAGAAAAUAAUUCGAAAAAACAAAUCGUGGAUAACAUUGAAGAAGUGUCAACGCAAGUAACUCCUAUUAUAGUGACCAAGAUGAACGAAAUAAAACGUGAAGCGACUGAAAGAGAAUCGAGAGUAAAAGUAGUGAAAAAGAGCGGUAUACCACUGCCAGUUAUAAAAAACAAAGUUCGUAAACCGGAAAUCGUCACCACUUACAGUAAAGUGAAGUUAAAAUCAAAAUCACUGAGUGAACUAUACGAUUAUUUCAGAUCAAGAAACGAACUAGAAGGUAAAUUGAGGGAAGGGUCCGGGUUUGCGUUGACCUUGACGGAAGCGAAUUCGCCGGAAAAGGUUCCAAGUCCGGUAGAGACUCAUAGAGAAGUGGAAGUAUUGCAUAAUUUGCAGCGGAGUCCUGCGGUGUCUCCGAAAAGAAAGCAAACACGACUUCAUCUGGAACACGACGGGUUUGUGCUGAAUCUGCUUGCGACGUCAUCUCAAUCGGAACCAGAUAUGUUGUCUCCUCGACCUCCUUCACCUUUGAGGGCUCACUAUACCUGGGAGGAUCUGAACAUAGUGCCAACACACGUGCUGGAACAACUACAUAAUACGGAAAACUGGAUCGCGGCAGUAAAAGCGGCGGAUCAGCUUCACAGUACACUGUUGGAAAUAGACAGUGUGAGGAAAGUGGAGCCAGCUGCCUUAUCACUCGUGCAACACAUGUGGGCUCUUAGCGACGCCGUGUCCGCAGCACGGGCACCAGUCGAAGGUGCCGUGUGUGCACUGUUCCGCAGCGCGAGCAACGAUUGCGCGCGUCAUAUUCUGCCAGCCCUUGUUGCACGAAUGACACGCGAGCCUCUACCUGCAGCGCUGCCACAUGCGUUGCUGCAAAGAAUAGCUCUGCAUAAUGUCGUCGACUUAAUUUUUGAUCCAGAUGUGAUCGGGGUAUCAGGAAAAGCAGAGACAAUUCAAAAUGCACAGCUACGUGGAACGCUAUGUUUGGCGCGAGCAGCUGGACCCGCAGCUGUACUGUCUGCAGUCAGGAGACGACUUGUCGGCACUGAAAGAGCUGAUAUUUUUUGUAAUAAGCUAAGAGAACGGUUAAGCAAACCUGUAGAGUACAUCAAACCAAGUCAGAUGACAAGAUAUUCCCAACUUCCGCUACCGGUCAGAAGGAGAGCUAGAUCGACUCCGCCCCCAGCUGCACCUCUUCCUCCUCGAAGAUUAAGACCAUUGCCAGAUUCAGCUCCUCUACCUGGUAAUUCUCAACCCGGAAGAGACUUUAUAGUAAAACGAUUAUCUCCAAUUCCUUUGAGCGACAGGGAUUCGAGCGCUUUCACGAGCUAUGAUGAUGAAAAGAAGCCAUUAGAUGAUCAAAAAAAAACAAUUGUAAACACUAUUUUCGGGGACACGACCGAAGUUCCGGCAGACCAAGCUGACGAACCAGCUUCACCACCACGAUCACCAUCCAUCCGGGUAGAGGAUUAUUCAGAAAAGACCAACCCUUCGAUACGCAGUGUCGAAUCUCAACAAAGUAUAGCUGAAAAUGUUUUGAACGACUUCGGAUCCCAUAAAUCACCGAGUGAGACUUUAGAAUCUCCGAUUAUACGCUCGAGAAGUGAAAAAUCUAUACAAAAUUCUGUUUCGUUGAAAAGUAGAAGCACAUCCCCUAGUCCGACGAAAAGUUUUAAAAGUGGUAACCUGACGCCUGAGCCUACCAGUGACGUAUACGAUGAGCAACCAUCUCUAUGUGAAAGAGACGUUCGAACCGCCCUCGCGGAAUGUAUUAUUCCAGCAAAACAUGAGGAUUGGGAAGUUAUCGUAAACAGCCUAUUAGAAGUGCAGCGACUAGCCGCAGAUUUAGGUGCUAGAGCACCUGCAGCGAGUUGGCGAGCCGUGGUGCGCUCAGCGUCCACACACGUUCGCUCUUUGCGGUCUAGAGUGGCCAGAGCGGCUUGUUCUACUUUAGGUACUCUAUUUGAAUAUCGCGGUCGCGCCCUUGAUACUGAACUGGAAGAAGCAGCGUCAUCUCUGUUAGAGCGUUGUGCAGAUGUCAACAGAUUUCUUAGAGCAGAUGCAGCGUCAGCUUUAGUUCGGAUUGCGUGUGGAAGUAACAGUGCCAGAGCUGCUGUAGCUUUAUCACGUCGAGGUGCGUCGCAUCGCGCCGGGCCGGUUCGCUCUGCCGCCGCCCAAGCAUUAUCGAAGCUUGUUCAACAUAACGGAGCUAGUAAAACUCUAGAUAUGUCAUCGGAGCCUCGAACAGUAUUUCUAAGGGCGGCUGGGGAACUUCUGGCGGAUGCCAAUCCUGAAACUCGUGUGCACGCACGAAAUCUUUGUCUUGCAUUAUCGGAGGAUGCACGCUUUCACCAGAUGUUAAAGGACGCGAUGUCACCAAGCAGGUAUCGAGCUAUCGAGAAAUAUGUUGACAAACUGCGAUGUCGAUGAAAGAUAGCUAAAAAUUAAUUUAAUAGAUAUGUCAGUGAUAUAAGAUAUCCGGCCCCAAACUUGCGAUUCUAAAUUUAUUUCAGGGAAUGCUUUGUGAGCGAGGCGUUCCGCAUUUGUAUGUACUUACUUAAUAUUACACUUUAUUAUAUAGUCUAGCAGGCUAGACGACAAAAGAAUUUCGAUGUUUUACAAUGUUAUAAUUACUUGUUUUGUAACAGAAUGUAUUGUAAUACAUACCGACGUAUUGCUUUAUAACAAAUUAAAUUUCUUUUGUGCUGCGUUGUGUCAUCAAUUAUAGUGCACAAAUUAUUUAUGAAAUUAUGACUGAACUGUGCGAAAGGUAUUUUUGUAGAAUUAGAUAAAUUUAAAUGAAAUUGUUAUCCU
This is a messenger RNA of Hyposmocoma kahamanoa, 4142 nucleotides long. RefSeq lists its product as uncharacterized. Gene Ontology annotation, biological process: microtubule cytoskeleton organization. The record is from RefSeq and is a predicted model, not a curated record. Gene Ontology annotation, molecular function: microtubule binding. Gene Ontology annotation, cellular component: cytoplasmic microtubule; cilium. NCBI's taxonomy places the organism in Eukaryota, Metazoa, Arthropoda, Insecta, Lepidoptera, Cosmopterigidae. The transcript is spliced from 9 exons. The coding region runs from base 81 to 3758 and encodes 1225 amino acids.